This is a messenger RNA of Diabrotica virgifera virgifera (western corn rootworm), 6201 nucleotides long. RefSeq lists its product as uncharacterized. Bases 96 to 5726 code for a protein of 1876 amino acids. The record is from RefSeq and is a predicted model, not a curated record. The transcript has 2 exons. NCBI's taxonomy places the organism in Eukaryota, Metazoa, Arthropoda, Insecta, Coleoptera, Chrysomelidae.
GUUUUAUUACAUAUUUAGCAACGCCUAUUCGUGUAAUCAAGGAUAACAAUUUAAUACAAUGAAUCGUUACUAAAUAAUCUUAGUCAUUGUUUAAAAUGAUUUUACCUAUGUUUUUCCUAAUUAUUUGUUUUUACAAAUUGUCUGAUGGAAACUGUGCAGCCAAUUUUGUGGUAGUUCUAGAAAAAGACGAGCCCCUAUCUUCUGAAGUACGAAAUUCUAAGACCCAUCAAGGUGACAAACUCAGGAAACAUGGAAAUAAGCGGAUUAGGAUUUUGGAAUACGAUUCGCAAAGAGACGAACCAACAAACAAGUUGUUUGAUACCUCAAUCUUGAACUCAGUAUUAGAAGAUUUAAGAAGUGAAUUAACCAUACCACCAUGGCCUAAUGAAAUACUAGAAGACAACAUUAAUGUACAUCCUCUAUGGUUGCAUAAAAAACCAAAACGAUUUAAUGCUCCUCACAAACAUUAUGUCCGUAAUCUUAAUUUCCGGCAACCAAAAAAGAAAUCUAAAGUAAAAUCGCACCAUAAAAUAAAAAAUAGUUUACCUGUAAUAGAAAAAAGAAGUAAGUCUGGUAGUUCCUCUAGAAAAAAUUGUGAAGAAGCAAACAGUAAGUCAUUUGGUGAGCUCAAAAAUAAGUUCAGAGAAAAUUCAUUUGAGCUGCCCUCAAAAACAGAUAGAAACGAGCACGUUUCUCCAUCUAAAUCUGCAAUGAAACACGGAAAUAGUAUAGUUCCGGAGAAACUUGCAGUCAAAAAUGAAAGUGAACCAAUUAGUUUUCCUAAAAAUAAAUUAUCUAAUAUUCCACCGAAAUCUGGCGAAGGACAACAAAAACCAACUUUAAAUACCAUUUCUAAAAUAAUUAGCAGCGAAAAUCCCGUACAAGAAAAUGAAAUCAAACUUAAAAGUGGACAAUUUAUAGAUCCGACCCACGAUUAUGUUCAACAUCUUCCCAAAAUAAACCAUACAAUACAAGUUAAACCAAAGAAGACUGAAACUCCAGCAAAGAGUUCAUUAAUGGAAAACAAGGACCCUAUUACUGAUGUAAAUGUCGAACAAACACAAACUUCUAUAAAUUUAUCAACUGACAAUUUAGUAACACCACAGACUAACUCGUCUUUAAAGGAUAACAAAAUGCCCACUUCUGCGACAUCCGAAUAUGUUGAAUAUCCUCAUAGAAAACAGUUUGGUGGUUUGCUUAGCAAUUUUAAAGUAACAGUGGAACCAAAGCCUGUUGAUAUUUCAAUAGUAACUUCUACACUAAAAAGUGAUGCAACGCCUACUCCUCCAAAAUACAGAUUUAUAGGAAAUGACAACACUAAACCAGAUUUUCAUUUACCAUUCAGUGUUUUGCCACAACAAGAAGAAAAGAUCAUAAAUACACCCACAGUUAAUGACGAACAAAAGUUGAAUACAAUGUCUGCUACAUCGAUUUAUACCUUUGUAACAGAUAAUAAGAUUGAACAAGUUCAUAACACAACUUCCGAUUUCGAAGAGGAAAUGAAUCCCAUUCUCGUUCCAAUACUCAAUUCCACAAGAAAUAUAUCGAUGGUUAAGUCUGCAAUAGAAAAUACUACAAUUUCUGCCUCUCAGGCCGAUACCUUUGACGAAAAUUACAAUAGAAAACAGCUUGAGAGCUUAUCUUUAGUCUUUACUGCACAAAUGGACCAAAUACCUAUUGAUACAUCGAAAGCUAAACCUACAAUAAUUAACAACGAUGUAAUGUCUACUACUCCAACCUACACAUUCGUCGAAGUUCACAACGGCACACAACUAUUUGAUAACUUGCCUUCUAGUGGUUCAGUACAACUAGAAGGAAAACAUGAAGAUUCCUAUGGACCUAACGAUAAAGUAUUAUCUACUACUUCGUCCUUCAAACUUAAAACUGACUACACUAUAAAAGAUCAUAGCAUUUUGCCUCACGAUAUUACACUUUUCGAUUUUCCUUUCAGUUUUUUAGAAGAAAAGAUCAUAAGAAAACCAACAAUUAGUCAUGAAAAAAAGUUGAAUACAGUCUUUGCUACAUCAGCUUACACGUUUGUAACAGAUAAUAACAUUCAACAAGUUGAUACUGUAGCUUCCGACUUUGAAGAAGAAAGGAAUCCCGUUCUCAUCCCAAUAGUCGAUUCUACAAGAAGUAUUACAACGUUUAAGUCUGCAAUAGAAAGUACCAUAGUACCCGCUUCUCAGACCGAUACCUCUGAAGGAAACUACAAUCAAAAACAGUUUGAGAACGAUACCUUCGAUGGAAACUACAAUAGAAAACAGUUUGAGAGCUUACCUUUAGUCUUUAAUACACAAAUGGACCAAAUACCUAUUGGUACUUCGAUAGCCCUUCCUACAAUUAACACCGAUGUAAUAUUUGAGGACGUACCUUUAGUCUUUACUGCACAAACGGAGCAAAGACCUAUUGGUAUUUCAGUAGUCAAUCCUACAAUUAACAACGAUGUAAUGUUCACUAUUCCAGUUUACACUAUCGUCGCAGUCUACAACAGUACACAACUAUUUGAUAAUUUGCCUUCUAGUGGAUCAGCACAAGGAGAAGGAACACAUUUGGAUUCUUUUUAUGGAUAUAACGAUAAUGUAAUAUCUACAACUACGGCUUACAAACUUGAAACUGACUACAAUAUAAAAGAUUAUAGCAGUCUGCCUCAUGAUAUUGCACAAAAACGCACACUUUUUAAUUUAUCUUUCAGUGAUUUAGUUGACAAAGAAGUAAAUAUCAUAAAAAAUCCAACAGAUAUGUCUGCUACAUCAGCUGAUACAUUUGUAGCAGAUAAUAAGAUACCAAGAACUCAUACUAUAACAUCCGACUUCGAAGAAGAAGGGAAUCCUGCUUUUAUCCCAAUAGCCAAUUCGACAAGAAAUGUAUCAACAGUUAAGUCUGCAAUAGAAAAUAACAUAGUAUUUGUUUCUCAGACAGAUACCUUUGAUGGAAAUUACAAUAGAAAACAGUUUGAGAGCUUACCUUUAGUCUUUACUACACAAAUAAACCAAAUACCUAUUGGUACUUCGAUAGCCAAUCCUACAAUUAACACCGAUGUAAUAUCUACUACUCCAACCUACAGCUUCGCCGAAGACCACGACAGUACACAACUAUCUGAGACCUUGCCUUCUAGUAGCUCGUUACAACGAGACGGAACACAGGUGGGUUCAUUUUAUGGACCUACCGAUAAUGUAAUAUCUACUACUUCGUCCUACAAACUUGAAACUGACUACAAUAUAAAAGAUUAUAGCAUUUUGCCUCACGAUAUUGCACAAAAACGCACACUUUUUAAUUUACCUUUUAGUGUUUUAGUAGACAAAGAAGAAAAGCUCAUAAAAAAACCAACAGUUAUUUAUGAAAAAAAGUUUAAUAAAAUAUCUGCUACAUCAGCUACCUCCUUUGUAACAGAUAAUAACAUUCAAGAAGUUGAUACUGUAACUUCCGACUUAGAAGAAGAAAGGAAUCCUGUUCAUAUCCCAAUAGUCAAUUUAACAAGAAAUAUAUCAAUAGUUAAGUCUGCAAUAGAAAAUAACAUAGUACUUGCUUCUCAGACAGAUACCUUUGAAGGAAACUACAAUAGAAAACAGUUUGAGAGUUUACCUUUAGUCUUGACUGCACACACACAACAAAGACCUGUUGGUAUUUCAAUAGUCAAUCCUACAAUUAACAACGACGUAAUGUUUACUCUUCCAUUUUACACCACCGUCGAAGUCUACAACAGCACACAACUAUUUGAUAAGUUGCCUUCUAGUGAUUCAGUACAACGAGACAGAACACAUGUGUAUCCCUUUUAUGGAUCUAACGAUAACGUAAUAGCUACUACUUCGUCCUACAAACUUGAAACUGACAACAAUCUAAAAGAUUAUAGCAGUUUGCCUUAUGAUAUUGAACAAAAACGCACACUUUUCAAUUUUCCUUUCAGUUUUUUAGCAGACAAAGAAGAAAAGAUCAUAAAAAAACCAACAGUUAGUUAUGAAAACAAAUUUAAUGAAAUGUCUGCUACAUCAGCUUACACCUUUGUAACAGAUAAUAACUUUCAACCAGUUGAUACUUUAACUUACGACUUGAAAGAAGAACGGAAUCCUGUUCAUAUUCCAAUAGACAAUUCGACAGAAAAUAUAUCAACAGUUAAGUCAGCAGUAAAAAAUACCAUAGUACCUGCUUCUCAGACAGAUGCCUUUGAAGGAAGCUACAAUAGAAAACAGUUUAAGAGCCAACCUUUAGUCUUUACUACACAAAUGUACCCACUACCUAUUGAUACUUCGAUAACCAAUCCUAUAAUUAACAACGAUGUAAUGUCUACUACUCCAACCUACACCUUCGUCGAAGUCCACAACAGUACAGAACUAUUUGAUAACUUGCCUUCUAGUGGCUCAGUACAAGGAGACGGAAAACGUAUGGAUUCCUUUUAUGGACUUAACGAUAAUGUGAUAUCUACUACUUCGUCCUACAAACUUGAAACUGACUACAAUAUAAAAGAUUAUAGCAGUUCGCUUCAUGAUAUUGCACAAAAACAAACACUUUUUAAUUUACCUUUCAGUUUUUUAGCAGACAAAGAAGAAAAUAUCAUAAAGAAACCAAUAGUUAGUGAUGUUAGUGAUGAAAAAAAAUUUAAUGAAAUAUCUGCUAUAUCUGCUUACACCUUUGUAACAAAUAAUAUGUUUCAACCAGUUGAUACUGUAACUUCCAAUUUUAAAGAAGAACUGAAUCCUGUUCAUAUCCCAAUAGAUAAUUUGACAAAAAAUAAUAUAUCAACGGUUAAGUCUGCAAUAAAAAAUAACCUAAAACCUGCUUCUCAGACAGAUACCUUUGAAGGAAACUACAAUAGAAAACAGUUUGAGAGCUUACCUUUAAUCUUUACUGCACAAACGGAAGAAAUACCUAUUCGUAUUUCAGUAGACAACCCUAAGAUUAACAGAGAUGUAAUGUCUACUAUUCCACCCUACACCUUCGUUGAAGACCGUAACAGUACAGAACUAUUAGAUAACUUGCCAUCUAGUGGUUCAGCAAAACAGGACGGAAAACACAAGGAUUCUUUUUAUAAACAAAACGAUAAUAUAAUAUCUACUACUUCGAUCUAUAAACUUGAAACUGACAAUACAAAAUCUUUUAGAAAUCGGUUUAACGCUGUGGAAGAAAAAACAAAGCCUAUGGAUACACCAAGAGUUAAUGAUUUCAGAGAUGAUUCUUCUGCCUACAACAUUGUAGAUCAUAACAGUAAACAUGCUAGAAGCUUGCCUUAUGAAUUUGUAGCAAAACGAAAGCGAAACAUGGCACCUUUUUCUUUAAAGUAUAGUUCUGUAAAUGACCAUAAUAACAAACAAAUCUAUCGAUUACCUUACAAUCUAGCACGAGAAGGAAAACAAAGGGCUGCUGACAUUCCACCAUUUAAUCUUAGAAAAACACAUAUACAUUACACAUAUGGUUCUGGCAUAAAACACAAACAUAAACCUUCUGUGUCCCUAAUAAGUAGAGUAAAACAUGAAAUGGAAUCUAUAAACAACUUUUUUGGAUUACCUUUAGAGAAGUCAGUUAUAGAUUCCUAUACAGGUGUAUUAAUUACUAAUCCAAAGAAUCCUAACAUGGAAAAAGAGAGUUACUACGGUUAUAAUCCAAUUAUCCAAUACAUACCUUACUACUGCCAACAAUUUUCAUUACAACGUAACAACAAAGACUUAAUAAUGAUGGUUCCAAAUUCAAAUAUGCUCCUUCUAAGAUCAUCCAACCUUAGACAAUACUGACAAGUACAACGUGUAAAAAUAUGGCGAUACUUUGUUUAGGAAUUUAUACAAAGAAUAUACAGAUUCAUGUAAUGUUUACAUAAUUACGGCAUGUUGUGGUAUAAGAUAUGACUAAGACAAGAAAUAUAUAAAAAGAGAAGUAAAAGUAAACUAUAUACAAAUCGGUCAUUUUAAAAACGACCUAUAUCCACAUCUUGUCAAAAAUAAGUUUAUAACAUUUUCAUGGAGUUUAUUCUAGCCUCUACCAUUUUUUGAAAAAACUCACACUAAUCCGACCACCGAAGGCGUUGCAUAAUAUGUUAUAAUAUAAGUAAGUAACAAGCCACAAUAAUUGCCCCCUCAUACAAUAUAUCGCAUUUAAAAUAGAUUUUCUCAAAAGUACUUCAUUGGAUAUAUGUCGUUUUUAAAAUGGCCGAUUCAUUCAAUGUAAAAAAUCCUAUUUUAUAUCUUUGUUAGAAUAUAUUAUAUGCAAUAA